AUGUCAGACAAAGAGGACCAGGAGUUGCAGCAGCUCUGGAAACUAUUCCAGGAUUCUCCUGAGGAAAUUAAACAAAGAAGACAGCAGAUUACCAAAAUCAUCCACGAUGACCAGAAGUCUGAGUUUCCUACUCUGAUGUCUAUAGUGACAGCAUUUGAUGAGCUUCUAGGAUGUUUUUCCUUGGGUGGCCAGCUUAAGAACUAUUACAGAUAUGGUAGUAUGGAUACGUGUCUGAGACAGCGAGAGAAGUUGUGGUUUGCUAUUGGUAAUGGAAGCUUUACUGAAGAGAAGAAACCCAAGCCAGUAGAAGAAUUGUCACCCAAAGAGCUAUCCAGCAGGACGAAAAUCCAGGAGUUUUACAAGAAGAGAUUAUUAGAAGACAAGGCUCGCGGGAGCUCUGAAGAUAUAUGGAAUCAGCGUGAAGAACCGUUGGAUAACCCGUUUAAGAAGUAG
Molecule: messenger RNA, 453 nt
Organism: Scheffersomyces stipitis CBS 6054
Lineage: Eukaryota; Fungi; Ascomycota; Pichiomycetes; Serinales; Debaryomycetaceae
Exons: 1
Coding region: 1-453 (150 amino acids)
Source: RefSeq, a predicted model, not a curated record